Messenger RNA from Aspergillus ochraceoroseus IBT 24754, 1814 nucleotides. Its product is annotated as TFIIH/NER complex subunit TFB2. The record is from RefSeq and is a predicted model, not a curated record. NCBI's taxonomy places the organism in Eukaryota, Fungi, Ascomycota, Eurotiomycetes, Eurotiales, Aspergillaceae. Gene Ontology annotation, biological process: nucleotide-excision repair. The transcript has 3 exons. Gene Ontology annotation, molecular function: double-stranded DNA binding; ATPase activator activity. Gene Ontology annotation, cellular component: transcription factor TFIIH holo complex; transcription factor TFIIH core complex. Bases 1 to 1437 code for a protein of 478 amino acids.
AUGGUCGCCGCUCCAUCCCGCCCGUUCGAGUACCUCGAAAGCCUUCCCGGCACAGUCUUCUUCAAGCUCUACCAACAGCCAUCCACAGCUCUUGCUAUCUUCCGGCGCAUGCUACCUGACCUGGCAAAAUGCUUCGUCAUGGCUCUUCUAUACUUGAAAGACCCUCUUCCCGCGGCAGAUCUGGAGAUUUGGGUCAAACCUGAGAGCUUAAAAGAACGUGACAGUGCGCUAUCGAUUCUAGGAAGGCUGCAUAUUCUCUCAAACACAACAACCACGGAGAAUGUCCGUGCCUACAUGGUCACCAACCCGUUUGCCGCGUCUCUCCGCCAAGCUCUCACCGGUGCCGAGCAAAUACAGUCUUUCGGGGUUCUUUCUCAAAUACCUAAUGAACAGGGCGUAUCCGUCGCUGAUCUCGAUGAGUAUGCGCGGCGACAAUGGGAAGGAGUUUUGGGAUACAUGGUUGGAACAAGCGGCCUCGGGAUCCAACGAGAUGUGAAUCUGAGCAAAGGCGUGAAAGAGCUUCUGCAAGCUGGCCAUCUAGUUGAAAUCAGGGACCGGCGUGUUGAGAUCACCAAGGACGGAUUCGCAUUUGUCCUGCAAGAUGUUGGCACGCAAGUUUGGCAUAUUUUAAUUCUAUAUGUGGACAGCGCUGGCGCCAUCGGAAUGGAUAGUGUGGAAGUCCUCUCUUUCAUCUUCCUUUUAAGCAGCCUGGAACUUGGAAAAUCUUACGAGAGGAAACACUUGACUUCAAAUCAACUCCGCACCUUGACCGACCUCGCCGACUUUGGAAUCGUGUACCAGGACUCUCCCGAAGCAGAACAUUUCUAUCCUACCCGUCUCGCUACUACCCUGACCUCCGAUUCGAGUGCUCUCAGCAAUCCCAUCUCAGGCUCUCUUUCUGGGUCUACGGAUGGGGACUCUAAUAAGCCCAGCUCUGGCUUUAUCAUCAUUGAAACAAACUACCGACUUUACGCCUAUACCUCCUCGCCACUACAGAUAUCUCUUAUUGCACUUUUCACGUCACUAAAAUAUCGCUUCCCUAACUUAAUCACUGGCAAAAUCACUCGCCAGUCUGUACGCAGAGCUAUUGAAAUGGGUAUCACGGCGGACCAAAUCAUCUCGUACCUAGCCACACAUGCACACCCGCAGAUGCGCAAACAUAAUGCCUCCAGGUCGACCUCCAAUCAGGCUGGCAUGCCGCCCUCAGUCCUCCCCCCGACAGUUGUUGACCAAAUUCGUCUUUGGCAACUAGAACGAGACCGUGUGAAAGCUACUCCGGGGUUUUUGUUCAAGGAUUUUGUCAGCCUGGCCGAAUACGAAGCGCCCUGCCGCUAUGCCGAGGAAAUCGGGGUUCUGGUUUGGAAAUCAGAUCGUAAGAGGAUGUUCUUUGUGACCAGACACGAGCAAGUCGCGGCCUUUCUACGAAACCGGAGGUGAGACGCUUAACAUAUUCGAUCGAUUUUUGAUAUAAAAUAGUUGAUACCACGUGCUUUAUACUAUGCAUGGCUGAGGGCUGGCGUUUGGGCGGUUUGUUUUUUUGGUUUUUUUUUUUUUUGGGAAAAUUUAUGAGGCAAUGAUUUUUGGAACCUGUCUGUUGGAUAGCUGAAUCCUUUAUCAGAGAGGGAAAAAAAAGAUGAAUAACUUGGAACACACAUCCACUGGCUAGACUGCACACAUUCGAUCAACUACCCAUAGUCACCAAACUCCUAGAAACUACCUAAUUUCUUCGACAAUAACGAAAAAAAAGAGAGAACCAUGCCUUGUCGCUAAUCACGCAAAGAAAGACACAGCCUUAGAACUCGAACAGAGCCUUC